This is a messenger RNA of Zasmidium cellare ATCC 36951, 1041 nucleotides long. RefSeq lists its product as uncharacterized. NCBI's taxonomy places the organism in Eukaryota, Fungi, Ascomycota, Dothideomycetes, Mycosphaerellales, Mycosphaerellaceae. Gene Ontology annotation, molecular function: zinc ion binding; integrin binding; metallopeptidase activity. The record is from RefSeq and is a predicted model, not a curated record. Gene Ontology annotation, cellular component: extracellular region; cell surface; fungal-type cell wall. The transcript is spliced from 2 exons. Bases 1 to 1041 code for a protein of 346 amino acids.
AUGUACACCAUCCCAGCCGUCCUCCUCUCUGCUCUCGCCGCAGUCUCUGCCGCCCCAACUCCCGUGGAGGAGAAGCGACAAGCACCCUUCGAGGUGACUGAGCAAGCACCAUGGAACUCCGGCGCCGUCACCCAGUGGCGAGUCCACUCCAGCUGUAACUCCUCCGAGGCAUACCAGAUCAGACAAGGUCUCGAUGAGGCCGUUGAGCUCGCCAGCCAUGCCAAAGCCCACAUCAACCGCUGGGGCAACAGCAGCGAGAUCUACCAGAAGUACUUCGGUGGCAACCCCACGGUCGAGGCUGUUGGAUCUCUGGAUGUCAUUAUCAACGGCGACAGGUCUGGUGCUCUCUUCCGCUGUGAUGACCCUGACCAGAACUGCGUGAACAUGCCAGAUUGGGCGGGCCAUUGGCGUGGCAACAAUGCAUCUGACGAGACGGUCAUUUGCCCAACCUCGUACGAGAUUCGCCGGCCGCUCGCAGGUGUCUGCGGCUUGGGAUGGAAUGUCAGGCAAGGAGGACGGACUGUGUACUGGGGCUCUGACCUUAUGCACCGUCUCUGGCACAUGCCCGCAUUCGGCCAAGGCUACGUUGACCACUACGCGGAGGACUACGACUCCAUCCUCGAGGCUGCCUCAGCGAACAGCCCGAACGCAACUAAGGACUCGUACGGUCUGAUCUACUUCGCCCUCGAGGCCUUCGCGCACGAUGUCAUCUACCCAGGAACAGGCUGCCCGGGCCCAGCGGGCGAACUUCCAGCAUCUUCAUCGCCUGCAGCUGCCGCCAGCGCGACCUCUUCAGCAGCUUCCAGUGCAUCAGCCCCUGCCGUGACCUCUGCAAGCACCGCUGCAGUGUCUGCUUCAGCCACUGCGGUCGCCGAGAACUGCCACACACACUCGAAUGGCGACGUCCACUGCAGUGAAGCCACGGCAACGGUAUCUGAGUCCGCGAGCGCGACAGCUGCGAGUGCAGAGGCCAGUGCGACGGAGAGCGCGAGCGGUGAGAACUGCCAUACGCACGCCAACGGCGAGCUUCACUGCGUGUAA